This is a messenger RNA of Gracilinanus agilis (Agile Gracile Mouse Opossum), 1045 nucleotides long. It is a transcript of the gene VAX2, whose product is annotated as ventral anterior homeobox 2. Gene Ontology annotation, molecular function: DNA-binding transcription factor activity, RNA polymerase II-specific; DNA binding. The record is from RefSeq and is a predicted model, not a curated record. Gene Ontology annotation, biological process: central nervous system development; brain development; neuron differentiation. Bases 1 to 984 code for a protein of 327 amino acids. The transcript has 4 exons. NCBI's taxonomy places the organism in Eukaryota, Metazoa, Chordata, Mammalia, Didelphimorphia, Didelphidae.
AUGGGCGAUGGAAGAGCAGAGCAGGGACGCGGCCCCAUCGGGUUGGCGUCAGCCGAGAGAAUGCGAGAUCUGGGGAGCACAGGGCAUCUGGGGAGCACAGGGCGCACGGGAGACUGGGCCAGUGGUGGGGCUGGAGGAGGAGGAGGAGAAGGAGGAGGAGGCGGCAGCCGCGGGCUCAAGGACGUAGCCGGAACCUCGGCCACCAGUCCCCCAGCCGGAUCUGAGACAACCUGCACUGAGAGCGAGCGCCAGACUGGAGCCAACGAAGCGGAUUAUUGCCGCCGGAUCCUUGUCCGAGAUGCCAAGGGGACUAUCCGGGAAAUCGUCCUCCCCAAAGGUCUCGACCUGGAUCGACCAAAGAGGACCAGAACAUCCUUCACAGCUGAACAACUGUACCGUUUGGAGAUGGAAUUCCAGAGAUGUCAGUACGUGGUGGGAAGAGAACGGACGGAGCUGGCCCGGCAACUGCAUCUCUCAGAGACCCAGGUCAAGGUAUGGUUCCAGAACCGUCGGACAAAGCAGAAGAAGGACCAGAGUCGGGACUCGGAGAAGCACUCGUCAACUUCCACUUCUGAGGCCUUUGCCACAUCCAACAUCUUACGACUUUUGGAGCAGGGACGUCUUCUCUCAGUCCCUGGGGCCUCUAGCCUCCUAUCCCUGACCACCACACCACCAGGCCUAACCACCAGCAAUGGGGCCACCACCCUGGGGCUCCCCCGGAACUCCUCUUCAAGCCUCACUGGGACCAGCCCAACUGAGAGCCCUCACAAAGCAGGAGCCACCUUCAGCCUCAUCGGUCCCCAAAUGGCCUCAACCUCUUCUUCUGCUCGAUUCCCAGCCCCACCAGCUCCAAUAUGCUUUACCACAACCUCACUCGUGGACUUGCCCAGUGGGUAUGAAUUGGGUACCUCAGCAUUUGAACCAUACAGUCGGCUGGAGAGGAAAAACAGUGGCCCUGGCAACAAGAAGACUAAUACAACUUAACCACCUCCUUAGUCCACACUGACACUCCCUACCACACAUCCAUUUGUUCUCCCACCUCCCA